AUGUCGUUCAAGCUAAACCCAGACGUCGGCCGUCCCGAAGACUUACUCGACUACAGCAUCCGCGUUCUUAACGGGAACCCGGCGGCCGCACAUUGGCGCCACGCCCCGGACGCCAGCUCCUUCGACGACGGCGCCGCUUUCCGCAUCAUCCGCGCCGCGGUGUCGGAACAGCGCAACGACCCGCAACACCUGCGGCGGACGGCCGGCGAGGUAGCGGCGCUGCUUCCCGCGGAGCGGUCGGCGGAGGCGCUGGCGUCGCUGUGGGGCCUGUUCAUCUCGUUGGCGCAACAGACGCCCUCGGGUAACAUCGCAAUGCUGGAUUUGGUGGUGCUCCUGGAUCAUCUUGCGCUGUCGCCGAAGACGGCGGCGACGGUGGUGGUGACUGUGGGGGAUGUGCAGCUCAUGGUUUGGCAGGACGGGUUCGAGCAGAUUAGUCGUCUGCACGGGUUGGAUAGAUGUAUCAGGGAGUGCAUGGUGUCCCCGUACGUCUCCGACGAAGUCACGUCCACCCUCACCCGCUGGAUCAACCUCAACGCCUUCGCCGCGCUGCUGUGGUCCUACAACCUCGUCGACGGCCGCGACCACGCCGUGCAGCAGCUGCGCUCCGCCUUCGAGGACCGGCGGUCGUCCGACGUGGGCGACCGCGCCGCGGCGGACGCGCGGGUGGUGGCCGCCGCGCAGUGGGCGGAGCACGCGUGCCAGCGGCUGUACCACCUCUCCGUGACAUCGUCAGGGGAAGAAACCACAGGGACGAAAGCCAAGUUGUGGCGGCCGGGAGCGCGGUUCAAGGGGCGCGCGGGCUUUUCGUUCCAGCGGUGGGAGUUUUGGCAGGCGGCGUUCGAGGAGGCGCACGAAUUUGGGAGCGGCGGGGCGGAGGCGAAGGUCGAGGCUGGGGCGGCGAGCGGGAUGAUGGAGAAGGUUCUGUAUGCUGGGUUUGAGGGGUGA
Messenger RNA from Colletotrichum gloeosporioides, 945 nucleotides. RefSeq lists its product as uncharacterized. The transcript has 3 exons. Bases 1 to 945 code for a protein of 314 amino acids. Lineage: Eukaryota; Fungi; Ascomycota; Sordariomycetes; Glomerellales; Glomerellaceae. The record is from RefSeq and is a predicted model, not a curated record.